Prunus armeniaca (apricot) is the source of this 2265-nucleotide messenger RNA. Lineage: Eukaryota; Viridiplantae; Streptophyta; Magnoliopsida; Rosales; Rosaceae. The record is from the annotation of a GenBank genome assembly.
AUGGAUGCGUUACCGUCUCCGUCGUCAUCGUCGUCGCCGUCGACGUUGAAGAAGGUGGGGAGCGAACGGUCCGAGGUGAGCACGAUGAGCGGAUUACUGGGACUCGGCGGAGGAGGAGGAGGAGGAGGAGGAGGAGGAGAAGAUCAGAGAGGGUCCUCCACAUUUGAGUAUUUUGGUUGGGUUUAUCAUUUGGGGGUCAACUCCAUCGGCCACGAGUAUUGUCACCUCCGCUUCCUUUUCAUCCGCGGCAAGUAUGUCGAGAUGUACAAGCGUGACCCUCACGAGAACCCCGGCAUUAAACCCAUUCGGAGGGGCGUUGUUGGGCCCACACUUAUGCUGGAGGAGGUUGGGCGUCGAAAGGUCUACUAUGGGGAUGUUUACGUUCUACGGUUUUUCAAUCGAUUGGAUGAAUCAAAGAAGGGAGAAAUUGCUUGUGCUACGGCUGGAGAAGCCCAAAAAUGGCUGGAGGCCUUUGAUCAAGCCAAGCAACAGGCUGAGUUCGAGCUGACAAGAGGAGGUAGUGCCAGAAACAAACUGAACAUGGAGACCGAGCUCAAUCUCGAUGUCCAUCGACCUAGAGUAAGGCGCUACGCAAGUGGAUUGAAAAAGCUUAUAAGAAUUGGGCAAGGACCAGAGACACUUUUGUGCCAGUCCUCAAGCUUGGGUGCAAAUGGUAGUACAGAUGGAUACUUCGAAAGAGAUAUCAAUGAUGCAAUUGAAGCAUAUGAGUGGAAAUGUGUGCGAACAAUUAAUGGUGUUAGAAUAUUUGAAGAUGUUGCUAACUCUGAGAGUGGUAAAGGUGUUAUUGUCAAGGCUGUUGCUGUCAUCGAUGCAAGUGCAGAUACUGCUUUCGAAGUGCUUUUAAACCUUGAGCGACAUCAGAGAUAUGAGUGGGAUAUGCUGACAGGUGACUUGGAGCUGUUAGAUUCUUAUGAUGGGCACCUGGAUGUUGUCUAUGGGACAUUUGAUCCUAGGUGGCAUUCGAAAAGAGAUUUUAUAUUUUCUAGGCAAUGGUUUUGCGGACAAGACGGAACAUAUACAAUCUUGCAUUUCCCAGCUGUUCAUAAGAAGAAGCCUCCAAGAUCUGGAUAUCGUCGUACAAAAAUAAAUCCAUCUACUUGGGAGGUUAGAAAUUUGAACACAUCCAUGGGUUCAAAUACUCCAAGAUGUCUUGUCACUCAAAUGUUAGAGAUAAAUUCUGCGGGCUGGUGCAGAUGGAAGAAAAAUCACUGCUCAAAGUUUGAAAAGAGUGUACCUUAUGCAUUAUUGUGCCAAGUGGGAGGUCUUAAGGAAUAUAUUGGAGCAAAUCCUGCACUCAAAUUUGAAUCUUCUACUACAGUUAUCCAAUCAAAACUAUCUGAAGUUUCCGUUUCCAAUGCUGAAUUUGAGGAGUCAGAAGUCAAGGAUGAGUUUUAUGAUGCAAUGUCUGCGGACUCUUCAUCUUCUGACGAAGAACUUGACAACAAGGAUUCAAAAUUGAACUUGGCCUUGAAGCGAACCUCAGCUGCAGAUGCUAAUAAGGAACUGGAUUCUGAAGUGGCUCCUGUCAUGAUUGACCCAAGCCAAUUCCGUGGUUCAUUGCGCAAUGGGAAGGAUGAGGCUGACACAAACUGUUGGACAUGUCCAAGCGGUACGGGAUUUAUGAUCAGGGGAAAGAACUACCUAAAGGACAAUUCCAAGGUAAUGGGAGGAGAUCCCCUUCUCAAGCUCAUAGCAGUAGAUUGGUUCAAAGUUGAUAAAAGCUUAGAUAGGAUUGCACUCCAUCCACGGAGUCUUCUUCAGUCACAGGCUGGAAAGAAGCUUCCAUUUGUACUUGUCAUUAAUCUCCAGGUUCCCGCAAAACCAAACUAUAGUUUGGCACUUUACUAUGCUUCUGACAGACCUGCAAAGCCAGGUUCUUUGUUUGCUCAAUUUGUGGAUGGGAGUGACAUGUUUCGUGAUGCACGAUUUAAGUUAAUUCCUAGUAUCGUUGAGGGAUAUUGGAUGGUCAAGCGUGCUGUUGGAACAAAAGCUUGCCUAUUGGGGAAAGCUGUGACUUGCAAAUAUUUCAGACAAGACAACUUUCUAGAGAUUGAUGUGGAUAUUGGAUCAUCAUCUGUAGCAAGGAGUGUCAUCGGACUUGUCCUAGGAUAUGUCACGAGCAUAGUGGUUGACCUUGCCAUUUUGAUAGAGGCAAAAGAGGAGGCGGAGUUGCCCGAGUACAUUCUUGGGACUGUUCGACUAAAUCGUUUGAAGCUCGACUCUGCUGUCCGUUUGGAGGUUUGA